Messenger RNA from Schistosoma intercalatum, 2725 nucleotides. The record is from the annotation of a GenBank genome assembly. NCBI's taxonomy places the organism in Eukaryota, Metazoa, Platyhelminthes, Trematoda, Strigeidida, Schistosomatidae.
UCAUCAAAUAUUUGAGUUAAUCAGCAUUUGUGUUCUGAUAUCGUGAUAUAUUUCGCUAUGGAGGGAUAUGAUUCUAGGAAGCCUCCGAGUGUUCGAGUAACCGUUCUAGAAGAUCCAAACAGCAGCCUUCAAGAACUUUUCAAUCCCGCCUCCCAGAGGCAACAGGUUCCUUUACAUCAACGUAAUCUACCAAAAUCUUUUUUCGUUCCACCUGGAGAUGUGAAUGACAAUUCUCGACUUUCCAAGCUUAACUCUGUACACAGCAACGAAAGAAAUUCUGCAGAUUUUGUGGUGUUCCAUAGUAAAGCGAAUUCAUCUCCAGCCUGUUUGGAUGCUGCACUUAGAACGUCUGUUUCUGCAAAUGUUCCUAAUCACAGCCAUCAAAAAAGUCUUGAUGUUGCUUCCAAAUACAAGACGGAAUUUAGCCCAGAUUUUGCUUUCUCCGGUUCGUGUAGUCCGGGAUUGUUUCAGGGACAAAGAAACUCACAACAAACUGCACUACUUUAUGGACCCACCAUGACGUUUGCUAUAAGCGAGCUUCCCGUUGGAUAUGACAUGGCGAUAAAUGAGAGUAAUCAGGUAUAUUUUCUAAAUCAUCAAACACAAGAAACCACAUGGUUUGAUCCUAGAAUACCAGAAAAGUUCCAGAAGUGGGGUAUGACUCCAGAAGAACUAGAGCAAGUGCACUUACGCUACGCUAAACAAUUUUUAUGCACAAUCCCGUCUUCGAAUUUGAAUGUAUGUGUUCAACAGGUUGAUCGAAUAUCACCAUCACUUGUGUCUAGUCCAACCUCCUGCGUUCCUGCAUCAUCACCAUCGGGUUUCCUUAACAAAAACCAAUCUGGAGUACCAUCGCCCAUGGCAUCUAUAUCUGUUUCACCGAACUCAUCAACAUCCGGACUUCCUUUGCAUAAUCUACCAUUGAAUUCGUCUUCGACUUGUACAAAUGUUCAGAAUCGUCUAAGAUCAACUAUUGCUGUAAAUAAUAAUAACAGUAAUAAUAGUAACAAUGGUAAUGAUGGCAACAAUAAUCAAAAUAUUGCAGCUACCCAUCGUUCUCAUCCAAAUCAGUUGCCUUAUCCUCAUCAUCAACAUUCACAUCAAGUAAAUGAACAAUUACAAACAUCCGGUGGUAUACAACAUCAACGACAACAUUCACAAGGUCUCCCUGUACAAUCUCAACCAACAAGUCAAUCGCUUGUAACGCAUUUUCGCUCUUGUAGUCAGCCAGUUUCCAUGUCCAGUGGUCGAGAUUGUGGUUCCAAUACAGGUGUAAUACUAAGUUCAAACUCAUCGGGUGUAUCUACAGCCACAACAACAGUAACAGGAACUUUGGGUCAGACGCAACUUCGGAUUCCUGGAAGUUUAGGUGGCAUUCUAUCACCAAGUUCCUCACUUACAGGUCUAUGUGGUUCGAAUGUAAAUACUGGUCAACAAGGGUGCGUUACCGGUUCCAUUAGUACAUCAUCUGGACAAUUGGUCCAAGGACUUGAAUGCUUACGAUUGAAUGCAUCAGUUACUUCUACAAGUGCAUUAAAUAACUCCAAUCAUGUGCUGCUUGAUCAACAACAAAUCCCCAAAACACAAAGAGUUCAACAACCUCAAUUCAUUCUGUCGGCUAACUCCGGUAUAGUUUAUGGAUCAAACAUAAAUACGGCUGCAGCACGACUUGUUGGCACAGUGUUACCUACUACUCCCCAACCUGGUAAUCAACAUUCACAUCAAAGCAGUAUGGAUAGUGGAGUGGGUCAGUCUCUAACAGGUCAAUCAAACCCUAGUGCUAAUCAAACUCCUGAGCAUACUGUUAUGCUAUUUUGUGAUCCAAGCAUCGGUGCUUGUGGUGCAGAACAUAUGGAAGGAAUCGCUUAUCCGAAUGAAGAACUCAUUUGUACAGGAUUUAACGAUUUCGACAAUAUUGAUAUUUCAGAUAUGAGUACUUAGUGUACUCGUUAGAUUUUUUCUGGUUCCUUCAAAUGUUCAAUCAUCAAAUGAUCGACUAACUGACAAGUAUUGUCAAAUGAUCAAUCAGUCAAACAUGGCAUUUCGAUUUCUUAAUAGGAUAUGACUUUCGUAAUUUGAGACACUUUACUUUCACUUCGCCUAAUAUAAAUAUAUAUGCCUAUGUUAUUGUAAACAACAACUAACUUACUUUUUACAAAAUGAGUAGUAUAAUUUCUUUUGUGCAAAAAACGAGAGAAUACUUUUCACUGAUAUAACUGGAUUUAACUGUUCAAUGUAUCGUGAAAAAAAUGGAGAAAUAAUGUAGCAUUACUUAUAAAAAUAACUUUAUUCCUAUUCUUUAUCAUAGUUCACUAUUAUCACUAUUAAUAUUACUAAAACCUCAUAUUAUUAGAUUAUAUUGUUUGUUGGAUAUAUACACGUUUACACACCAUUUGUAUUACCGCCAAAACAGAUUAAGUGCCUUCUCAGCUCCUUUUUCUCUCUUUUAUCUUGAUUUGCCUUAUUAUUAUGUUUUAUGAAUUUUUCGAUAUUUGUUGUAUAACGUUCAGGGAAAAAACUAUUACUGUUGGCAAUACUAAUAGUGAUAAUAUUAAAUAUUUAAUAGUACAACCUUACCACCCUCUUAAACUGUUUUUUUUCCACCAUAUAUCUUGCUUCCCAAAUUUAUCAAUAAGAGAUUUUCAACACUUACACAUUUACAUAUGUGCACACACACAAAUAUUUCUUUUCCCUAUUUUCCUUAUAUAUAUAUAUAUAUAUAUAU